This is a messenger RNA of Brassica napus (rape), 1063 nucleotides long. Its product is annotated as RING-H2 finger protein ATL57-like. NCBI's taxonomy places the organism in Eukaryota, Viridiplantae, Streptophyta, Magnoliopsida, Brassicales, Brassicaceae. The coding region runs from base 515 to 925 and encodes 136 amino acids. The transcript has a single exon. The record is from RefSeq and is a predicted model, not a curated record.
UAUUGUUUCAUUUUCCAAAAUAUAAUAAAAAUAAUAACUUAAUCCCGCGCAAGGCGCGGGUCUUAUCCUAGUGAUAUAGUAUUUGUUAAGUCAAAUUCAAUAAGCUAGCAUUCCUUCAAAAUCGACGAAUUUUAUAGUACAAUUUGGGUUUAAGCAUUUUAAUGUAAUAUUUUAUUUUUUUUAUUUUAAAAUCAAAUAAUUUUAUAGCAGAUUCAAGUUUCACUCCAACUCUACAUUAUAUUGGUGUGAAAAUAGAAUAAUUAGUAAAAAAAUAAAAUCAUUACUUUAAUCCCAAUAAUUGAAAAAAGCAAAAGUUAUAAAGUUGCAAAUGCUUCUACGUGCAUGAAAAAUACACAGCAGAUUAGAUAUUCACCGUUGAUUCCAUCCUAAGUUUUAAAUCGAGACCGUCCAUUUUAUCAAUAACCCCCUUAUAUAUACAUCUACACACACAGCUUCGUUUUGUGCUAAAAUCUUCAUAACAUUUUCUUGAGAAAACUUCAAAAUUUUCUCAAGAAUGUUUGCUGAGUCUGUGAUUAGUUUCUCUCAGUUGAUCGCAAAAACCGUCAUUAUCGUCUCCCUCUCCAUCUUUUAUCUCCGUCUCUUCCUUAGACUCGCUUCCUUCCUCGUGAGCCGCCCUUGGCGCCGUUACCGUACAUUCACCGUUCGCCGCUGCCGGAGAUGGAGGAAGAAAACGUCGGAACCUUACUGUUCCAUUUGUCUCCAAGAUGCGGCGGAGGGAGAGAAGAUGAGGCGGUUAACGGCGUGCGGCCACUGUUUCCACGCCGAGUGCAUCGAUCCUUGGCUGGAGAAACGGUCCACGUGUCCUCAGUGCAGAGCUCAGAUCCCGCCGGUGCCGCCGGAGUAUCCUCUGGUUGCGUUAUUUGUCCCUCCCGGCGUGAUAGAGUUGUUUACCAAGGAACCUUAGCUCUUUCGUUAUCAUUAUUCUUUAUAAUUAAUUAAAACUUAAACUGAGUUUUAAUACAGAAGUACAUGAUUACGUAAUCAGUAACCAAUGUAAUCUUUGUACUUGUCGCACUCAUAAAAGAAAAAAAAGUUUUUCGAA